AUUGCAAUUGUAGGCACCUUCUUCUGCUUAUUUGGCUGUCACCGUUCCUACUUAGACAGUACACUCCCUAUUCGACGUCUGAACUCCGCCUGUUAGAGAUCUCCUGCAUUUUUCGUAUCUUCGACUCCACCGACUAUGUUACCGCUCCACCUGCAGUGUUGUGCCAGGUAAUCCUAUGUCUCACGACGCUUCUUUUCGGAAUUGUCAUUUCUCAUCAAAUCAAUCUCUGAACACGGACUAUGCCGUCCGGCAAUCCACCAAGACGCAACAGACCUCGACGCGGAUAGCAAGACCAUUCUCUGUAUCCCAUAGCGGCCACUGCUCUUUGACAGCCGCACUUCUCGGUCCUUUCGCUCGUCUGAGCGCACUAGCUGGACCGCAGCCGACGAUCACUGCCGAAAAGCGACCAUUGAAGAUUUUGAACACAGGUAGUACCGUAAGCCGUCAGCAGGUCAACAAUCAGCCUCGUAAUUUAUCGCUAUGCUUGGUUGGUUCC
Messenger RNA from Serpula lacrymans var. lacrymans S7.9, 496 nucleotides. RefSeq lists its product as uncharacterized. The annotation marks the transcript as partial. The transcript is spliced from 2 exons. The record is from RefSeq and is a predicted model, not a curated record. NCBI's taxonomy places the organism in Eukaryota, Fungi, Basidiomycota, Agaricomycetes, Boletales, Serpulaceae.